AUGGUGGUGGACGACGCUUUUCACCAGCAACUAGAGGAGAUCGAUCGCAUUAUUCUGUGCAAUAGAUAUGCUCAGAUUAAUCGGCAAUAUCGCAAGGGUCAGAAUGUUUACUAUCAGAAGAUCCUCAACCAACAGAAACUGUACCAGGGACGUUCUUCGCCACAAGUAGUAUCAUUCAAGCCACUUUCACCAGAACUGCCUUCUGCUAGAGCUUCUAAUAGCAACGGGCCAACGUUUGCUGGCUCUAGCCAACAACGUCACGUCGCUACCUCACCAUUAACCCCAAUAAAUAGCCAACAAUUUCCAGUCGUUACGAAUGGCAGUACACCAGCAGAAACUGGUAUGAUUGGUAGCGGUAAUUUGGAAGGGUCAAGCUCUACUAGCUCAACCUUGUUGGGUCUUAACUAUAAGCAUCCUAAGGGUGGAUACGGUGAUAUGAAUAUGGACUACGGGGUAUCUAAGAAUAUCUGGGGAAGUGACACUUCGGUUUGGGGUUAG
Molecule: messenger RNA, 498 nt
Organism: Komagataella phaffii GS115
Lineage: Eukaryota; Fungi; Ascomycota; Pichiomycetes; Pichiales; Pichiaceae
Exons: 1
Coding region: 1-498 (165 amino acids)
Source: RefSeq, a predicted model, not a curated record